GUCUUUUUUACUUUCAUAUGGUAGCUUCUAUUCAGUUGGUGCUGCUUUUUUAUUUAUUCCUACGUGAGCAGACCAGUAUAGUUCUGGCAUAUAAACUGUGCAAAUUACUACAUAAAUGAUAACUUAUUUCAGCUUUUGGAGUUACCUUUUCACUACUCAAAGCUUUGGUUAUCUGUGGAGGUCUAAAAGGAGAGAUUUGCAGCAGGUAAUCCCAGAUCUUUCAGUCUGCUUUACUUGUAGGAGUCCUCGACCACCUUCUGCUCUUGUCAUAGUAUACCAAGGAAUGUCAUCAUGUUUGUUGACUGUCAAAGACUACAUUCCAUUGGGGAUAAUCCACCUCAGCCAGAUGUUAAGAAUGAUUGAAACAAGAUUCUUUGGGUAACACAGAAUCAAAUGUUGACCAUAUGUGUACAUUUCACCAUAAAAACUGAUCUUCAAUGACCAAAAAUAUUUUGUUUGGAUCUUAACCAUUCAGACGUACCUAACCUUAUAUCUGCAUAAAUCAAAUCAAGGAACCUACAGUGCUUCAAUACGUUUCUUUCAGUUAAUCCUGUUGGAUGCUUUGUUUUUAUGUGGGUUCAACUCACUGGCUUCUGUGCAGAUAUUUAAGAAUAAACUUAUUUGUAAAAGUGAGAAGAUGGGACAGAAAGGGGAAACAAACUUAAAAGAAAAAAAAUGGUUUACUAUUGACGGAUCUAUUUUUCUCACAAAUCUAUGCAUCAGGGAGGGAAAUACCACAAACUGUUUUUAUGCUUGUUGUUUACACUCUAUGCAAAUGCAAAAUAGGAGGUAUCAGAUAUAUAUGUUUACUAUUUAAGUGAUAAAUAAUAUUCUAAAAGAGUAAUAAAAAAAAAGAAGAAGCAGAGAAACAUUCACAAUUAAGACCAAAUCAAGCAAAAAAAAAUAUUCACUCAAUACAUCUGUUUUGAUUGGGUGGCUUCAUGCCCAGUUUUGUUCAAAUGACCAAAUGAAAUGGGUCGCAAAGAAACCUAUUAUCUGCACAUGUUGAAUUGCGACUCAAUGGCUCAGCAAGGCAUCAAAGUGAGACCUGUCCUCCUGAAAAGGAACAGCCUGGAUUCAGUUGAUUUUAAGAGACAUCCACACCAUCGCAGGAGCAAAUCACAACAAGUCCGAUUUAAAGAGGAUGGAGCAGAUAAUCCAACAGUUGUAGAAUCAGAGCUAGAGGCAGGAGAUACCCAAGAUCCAUCUGUAUUGGAUAAAAUACAAACUUCCCAAGUCCAUAACUUAUUAAACGAUUCCCUCUGUUUGCCGCCAUCUUGCAAAGGAUUACAAAAUAUUGCCAUACAGACUUCUCCAAGCCUCAGGAAGCACUUUCCAGUGUUUAAAAAGAAAAGAAUUACAACAAGCAAGUCUCUAACGGAAAUGCCAAAAGAGUCUGAAUAUGCUUUUCAAGUCAACGGCAAUCUUUCUCAACAGGACAUUAUUUCGUCUAGUCUCUCUUACUUGAGUAUCGCUCAGCGUUUAAAUGAUGGGCCAAAAGCAACAGCAAAUACUUUAUUCCGAAGGGUACCUAAAGCACAAAGCAAUGGCCCUGUCCAUUUGGGUUCUGAUCAACUCGCAAUAUUAGAAACAGCCACAGUUUCUACCCAGGUCCCUGAAUAUGCACACCUGGGUUCUGCACUAGACAAUUUUUCCAUUUAUCCGGACACACAAGUGGACUUAAGGAGCUCCACUGAUCCUUCUCCCACUAAGAGGGAAUCUGAAGAAAUCUGUUCUGUGCUAGUGGAGUCCGAAAACCUGACUUGUGUAAGUCAGAACUGUAAUGAUGCGCAAAUGGGUCAGAAUUCAUGUGAAGAGAAAUGCUACACUGAGCUGCCAUCUAAGAAUGACAUCAGCGCUAAGGAAAACUUUCUCCCAUUGUCUCAGUUUCACCACAAUCCUUUACCCUGCUCUCUCCCAGAGCCUCAGCAGUCAGUACAACUGCAAGUAGACACUGGCCCUAAGAUACAGAUGAAUGACAACCAAACAACAUUAUUCACUAUCAACAGUGUGUCACCCCUUAUUCCCUCUUGUCAAUCUGUAACAGAAAACAUUUCCACUAAUACCAAAGUGCCACCGUACAACAACUGCUUAGAAGGCUUUCACAUAAAUGCCUAUCUUUCAGGGGCUGAAACAAAAUCGGAAAAGAAAGAGAUUAAAGAAAUUAAUCAAAUUCAUUUGGCACACAGUGAACUCUGUGCCCUACAAGGCAGACUUCAGUCCGUGGAGGAAUCUUUGCUGUCAAACCAGGAGAAGAUUAAAGUCCUCUUGAAUGUAAUUCAAGACAUGGAAAAGGCCAGAGCCCUCAAUGAAGGACGGAACUUCUAUCGCACUGGUCAAGAUCUCAACAAUUGCAGCACUUGCCAGAACACCGCAUGUAUCAUUUACAGCGUAGAACAUGACUUCAGGCAACAAGAAGAUAGGUUUCAUCAAGUUUUGAAAGCAUUGGAUCAAGUGGAAGAGAGUCCUGUUUUGGUGACACUGCAAAGACAGCCAUCUGAUCAUCCAGUCCCUGAGAAACAGGAAAUAAGAAGAAAGGCGAAGAAAAAGAAAUGCUUCUGGUGGAUUUGAAAACCUUAAAAGAUGGUAUCAAACUUAAGAUUUAGUCUAAAUCACUCUUGGCCCAUCGUGAAUAGACUUUACAUGUAUAAUCCUCAUCUUUUCACAUGCUCUGAUUUUCUUCUUCAUUUAUUGAUUUGUGGUAAUUCUGUUUUGCCAUGAUUCCAAUACUGGGAUCAAAAAUAAUGGCAGCUAGGAAGUAAGGGAAAUAUCAGAGCUGGAGAUCCAUUUAGGAAAAUAAAGAUUUAUUUGAAUGCAGUAUGAGCCAAGUGGAAAGCAUUAUUGUGUGGUUGUGGCAGCGGUGGUGGUGGUAAAUAUUAUGGUCAGAAAUAUGCCUUUUCUAAAUCCAUGUAGAGCUCAAUCUAAAAAAGUUAAAACUCGUACAAUGUGAUGAGAAAGCCACUUGCUUGAUAUUCAGAUCGAACUGUUCUGAAACAGAGGACAAACAGUAAAAUGAAACCUUACCUUUCCUUCUUUCCAUAACUUCCUUACCAAGCAAUUCUGUCAUCUGAACAUAACACGAGUAUGAUGGAAAUAGGAACUUGUUUAGCCAACUUGAUUCAGGAUUUUCUGGAGCUGACAGGUUUCUGUUUAUAGUUAUUUUUUAAUAGCUUUGUUCCCUGACAAAUUGCUUUAUAGCAAUUCUGUAUCGAUUGUACCAAAGUGCACCUAACAUUUUUUUCAUAAUGUAUUUGUUUUAAAUAAUCAAAGCUAGCAGUCGGCAAAAAUGUUGAGACAGCAAAUAUGUUAAAAUGUUAAGAAAUAACCUUUUUUCGUCCCAGCUUAAGUACCUAAUUUUAUUAGAGAAAACAUGGCUUUGGGGUGAAAACCCUAUAUAACUGUAGGAAUCCAUCUAAGGCACAGCAGUCCUUUUAGAACAAAAAGGACUGAACUAUUAAUACUUAAACAUUUUGUUUUAAAAAAAACUUACUCUAAAAUUAGUGUACAGGUAGUCCUCAACUUACAACCACAAUUGAGCCCAAAAUUUAUGUUGUUCAAUGAGAAAUUAGUUGAGUGAGUUUUGUCCCAUUUUACAACUUUUCUUGCCACAUUGGUUAAGUGAAUCACUGCAGUUGUAAAAUUAAUAACACAGUUUUUAAGUGAAUUUGGUUUCCCCAUUGACUUUGUUUGCCAGAAGGUCGCAAAAUGACUCUGGGCAGUGCAAUUGUCAUAAAUGUGAGUCAGUUGUCAAGCAUCCAAAUGAAAUCACAUGACCAUGGGGAUGCUACAACGGUCAUAAGUGUGAAAAAUGGUCAUGUUCCUUUUUUCAGUGCUGUUGUAACUUUGAACGGUCACUAAACAAACUGUUGUAAAUCGAGGACUACCUGUACUAUAUUUUACUAGGAAGAACAACAAAAAAAAAAAGAUAUGGAUUAUAAAAUAAAGUGUAUUAUUAAGAGAGUCAUGCCAGACUAUAAGAAACUUUCAGGAAGAUUCUUGACAAAAGCAUUUGCUCAAGGGACAGUCUCUUUGAUUUGAGAUAAUUUCCUAUACAAUAAAGUUCAGUCACUGUAGAAGAAAAGGUUUUUCAAACUUUUUUAACAUGAGAGAUUCCAAGCCAAUUUGUCUCCUGCUUAGAGGAGGUCUUACAUUCUAAAGGAAAAAAGAUCUAACUCAUGAAUUAGAGUCACAUGAAAGUGAACAGAAAUAAAAAACUGAAAUCAAUCAACACAGAAUAAUAUAGUAUUGGUUUUUGGUUUGUUCAUUAAAUAUACUUAUAUUAAAUAUAUACUUAAAUAUUUGUUCAUUAAAUAUACUUAAAUAUAUUAAGCAAGGUUCCUAAUUCCUCCAGGUGAGAUUUCUUCAGAAAUGAUAAUCUGGAAGGAGGACAGAACUGGCAAACAUGGAUCCUUGUCUUUUCAUUCUUUUGAAAAAAAUCUGUGAGAUCAAAACCUCCAGUUCAUAGAAAAGGGAUUCUUUCUACAAUAUAUUUUCUAAAUCUAAUUGAAUAAGUGGAAACAUGAAAGCACUUUGUUUUUUUGAAAACUUCAUGAACAGGAAAAUGAUUUCUAUAUCAGGGGUGUCAAACUCACGGCCUGAGGGCCAGAUGCGUCAUGCACUGGCCAUGCCCACCCCAGUUUAAUGAAGGGGAGGUGAUGAUACAUUACAUGAUGACAAUGUGAUGAUGCAAGUUUGACACCCCUGUUCUAUAUAAAUUGAAAAAUAGCUUUAUUUUAUUAUUUAAUAGGCACAGUAUACUGUAUAUAUGACCAUCUGAAAGCCAAAAAAGGGUAAAUUCAAAUUCUGAAUAUUUAUAAUAUAGCAGACUAUCAACAAUACUAACAAUUUUAAAUCAGACAAAAAAAAGAGAAAAACACCCAUGGUUUUUAUGAAAGAUAUUUCUUAGUUUACACCAAGAGUUUAAAUCAAAAUGUUGUUUCCAAAUAGUUGGGCUAAGUAAUUUCAAAUUUUUAUCUAUUUCAUAACUGCUUAUCAUGAAAAUACUAUGUGUAAUUCUGUGAAAUUAAAUAUUUUUUAAACUAGACAAUUUCAUUAAAUGCAGACUCCAAAAUACUGAAAUUACUGGCAGCCACAAGACUCAAGUUAUUGAUGUGCCUCUAGUAAUGGUAAGGGUGGUUUUUUUCCCAGCAUUUUACCACAGCUGUACUCAUUGAAAUAGUGGACCAUUUUCACAGGCCCAAAUCCUAAUAACUGAGUAACUAGAUGGAAGAAAUCCUGUAAUUUUCAGCAGUCUAUGUUAUCAUGACUGGCAUUCAGCUUCCAAUUACAAUCCAUGAAUGAUCUGUUCCUAUUGUCUGUCCUUCAGUCCAUAAAGAUGAAUACUGGCAUCCUAACCAAGAUGAGGCAGCCACAUAAUCCAAAUUUGAAUUUCUUUGCUGGAUCUAGUCUUAUCCUAUAGGCCAAGCAGAAUGUAGAGCAAAAAAGAAAAAAAGAAAGGAAAAUGUUGCUUUGUUGGAUUUGUAACAGCAAUCUCUUUUAAUAGUGGAAGAGAAUCGUCUACCUCUUUCUUUCCUUUGAUCAGCAUUGAGAAAGAUGGACAAGGAAGCCACCUGUUAAUGAGACAGACCCAACAUUUCACACCUUGCUUAGGAAUUUCUAAAAAAUGCCUUGCUGUUAAAGUUGAAAAUGAAAUGCUUGGGGAAAAAAACAUGAUCUAGUUUAAUCUAGGAGAGCAAGUACAUUAGUAAGUGCAAGUUGUAAGAAGAAAUUUUAGGAAGGGGAAAUAUUAGGCUCCCUAGAUCUUCAAUAGAUCUCCCUAGAUCUUUAAUAAACACAAUUUAAGAGUUAUUGACAUAAGGUUUAUUGCUCAGUAUUGAAAAGUAGUCCUUUUUUUUCCUUUUUAAAAAGUGCUGAUAGCUGAGGAUGAUAUCAAUCCAUAUCCAGAAGACCUUAAUAGUAGGACUGCAUAAACCUACUACCCAGUUAUAGGUUUCAAUAACACUAGCUGUAUUCAACUUAUGGUAUGCUAUGAAAACAUGGGGGGGGGAAGUAAAGAGCAGAAACAUUUGUAAAAUAUUGUAUAGCACAUAUUGCAUAUUCUGAAUUUAUUGUACUUGAAAUUACUUUGCUCAGCAGAGAAAAUGAUUUUCUAGGAAGAAAACUGGAAGAAUAAAACAGUUUUCUUUGAACCACAUCUUCAAUAAAAUGAUUAUUCCCAUGGUACAAUAAAUACCUUCUCCUUUUACUCACAGCCACAACUCUUGAUAAACAGGCAGCAGACUCUAAUAUAAAUUACUUUCCUGAUGAACUGUACUAAUCAAAUAUAAUGUUUUGUAUAUUUCUAGAUUCUUUUAUUGGCAUAAUCUCUUUUGCAAUAAAUUGACAUAUUUUC
Molecule: messenger RNA, 6352 nt
Organism: Pantherophis guttatus
Lineage: Eukaryota; Metazoa; Chordata; Lepidosauria; Squamata; Colubridae
Source: RefSeq, a predicted model, not a curated record